Helianthus annuus (common sunflower) is the source of this 1407-nucleotide messenger RNA. Its product is annotated as 2-hydroxyisoflavanone dehydratase. Gene Ontology annotation, molecular function: hydrolase activity. Bases 10 to 1236 code for a protein of 408 amino acids. The transcript is spliced from 3 exons. The record is from RefSeq and is a predicted model, not a curated record. Lineage: Eukaryota; Viridiplantae; Streptophyta; Magnoliopsida; Asterales; Asteraceae.
GUUUAACCCAUGUCUGCCACCUCAUUCCACGUAUCAACCAAUGCCCAACCCAAGCCCCACCAUACCCCAUGGUCCUAUAUGCUUUGCGUUUCCAACUGCCCCUUUGAUAUAAUCCACCACAUCGACUCCAAUCUUGUGUAUAUCCUCUUCCAAACCUGCAAAUGCUUUCCACGGCCCAGUUAUGGACUUCCAAUUGGGUCAUCAAUUCAAACCCAAGUAGUAUCUUAUCACUUACAAACGUUUGCAAGUAAUAAUUAUUAUCUUUCUCUCUUCAUCAUGGUUUUAGUAGAAGAAAAGCAUGUAACAGCUGAACUUCUACCCUUCCUCCGUGUGCAUAAUGACGGUACAGUUGAGCGACUAUACAACCCACAAUUAGCACCACCAUCAUCACUGGUGGAUGGCGUGCGGUCGAAAGAUACCGUCAUAUCACCUGAGGUCUCCGCCAGACUCUACCUCCCUUGCAACACGACCGAGAAACUCCCUAUCUUGGUGUACUUCCAUGGUGGCGGUUUUUGUAUCGAGUCUGCUUUCUCCAUCCUCUCCCACCAAUACAUCAACACCAUCGCGUCUCAAGCCAACGCUCUCGUUAUCUCAGUUGACUACAGGUUAGCUCCAGAACACCCUCUCCCGGCAGCUUAUGAAGAUUCAUGGACGGCCCUACAAUGGGUUGCUACACAUUCGACCGAAGGACUCAAUGAGAAAGACGAACCAUGGCUAAUCCAACACGGAGAUUUUAACCGUCUCUAUAUAGGUGGCGAUAGCGCAGGUGCGAAUAUUUCACACCACAUUGCCAUGCGAGUUGGGACGGAAGAAUUACAUGGCGGGGUCAAGAUUCUUGGGGCGUUUCUAUCGCACCCGUACUUUUGGGGAUCCGAACCACUCGGAUCAGAGCCGGUUACUAGUCGUGAGACAUCUCUUUUGUACAGAACAUGGAUGCUUGUUUAUCCUGGUGCACCUGAAGGGAUUGAUAAUCCACACAUCAACCCGUUUGCAAAAACCGCGCCUUGUUUAGCUGGAAUCGGGUGUAGGAGGCUGAUUGUGUGCGUUGCUUCGCAAGACGAGCUAAGAGACCGCGCGGUUCACUACUACGACGCUAUGAGGGAGGGUGGAUGGGAGGGGGAGUUAUCUGUGUUUGAGGUUGAAGGAGAGGGUCAUGGUUUUCAUAUAUUCAAUCCUAACACUAAGAAUGCAAAGGAAAUGUUCAAAAGAUUGGCUGGAUUUCUUCAAGUUUCUUAACAUUUUUUUAUAAAAUGUACAUUUAUGUAUUAUUAAUUUAUUAUGUCAACUGUUGUAAUGUUUUAUUAUGUAAAAUCGCCUAGGGUUGUCCAACUACUUCAAACUUUUAUUUUUGGUUUGUUUGUCAAUUUCAAAUAUUUUAUCCCAAUAUGAAAUCAAAUAGUUGCGGGU